Molecule: messenger RNA, 5025 nt
Organism: Hypomesus transpacificus
Lineage: Eukaryota; Metazoa; Chordata; Actinopteri; Osmeriformes; Osmeridae
Product: potassium voltage-gated channel subfamily H member 1-like
Exons: 11
Coding region: 295-3168 (957 amino acids)
Biological process (GO): regulation of membrane potential; potassium ion transmembrane transport
Cellular component (GO): membrane
Molecular function (GO): delayed rectifier potassium channel activity
Source: RefSeq, a predicted model, not a curated record
ACUAGCCGUGGGAAAAUAGCGAGGGAAGGGAGGGUACGAGGUACCCAUGAUGACCAAGGAUGCGAGACACUCAGGUGAUACUGGCUAAGCAUACUUCCCACCUUCAAAGGGGGAGCAUCGUCACGAAAUGAGCCUAGGGCGACGCGAGGUAAGAGAUUCGUCUCUCAUAUCCAAGUCGAAAGAAGACCAUGAAAGCAGCAGUCAAGAGAUCUGAAAAGAGGUAUCGUCCUGUGGAUACUUCUGGCAUUCUCAUACUCUAAACGUUGUCUGGCCGGCGUUGAAUGACGAGUCGGGAUGGCAGGUGGACGGCGAGGACUUGUGGCCCCUCAAAACACUUUUCUCGAAAAUAUUGUUAGACGGUCUAACGAUACAAACUUUGUUCUUGGUAAUGCCCAGAUUGUGGACUGGCCCAUUGUGUACAGCAACGAUGGCUUCUGUAAGCUGUCUGGAUACCAUCGUGCCGAGGUUAUGCAGAAGAGUUGCACCUGCAGUUUCAUGUAUGGGGAGCUCACAGACAAAGACACCAGUGAGAAGGUGCGACAGACCUUCGAGAAUUAUGAGAUGAACUCCUUUGAAAUUCUAAUGUAUAAGAAGAAUCGUAUGCCUGUGUGGUUUUUUGUCAAGAUCGCUCCAAUAAGGAACGAGCAAGACAAAGUGGUUUUGUUCCUGUGCACCUUCAGUGACAUCACUGCGUUUAAGCAGCCUAUUGAGGAUGACUCCUCCAAAGGGUGGGGUAAAUUUGCUCGCCUGACACGAGCGCUGACGAGCAGCAGAGGAGUGCUGCAGCAGCUGGCGCCAACGGUCCACAAGGGCGAGAAUGUCCACAAGCACUCUCGACUGGCUGAGGUACUACAGCUGGGCUCAGACAUCCUUCCUCAGUACAAGCAGGAAACCCCAAAGACCCCUCCCCACAUCAUCCUCCACUACUGCCUCUUCAAGACCACAUGGGACUGGGUAAUCCUCAUCCUCACCUUCUACACCGCCAUCAUGGUGCCCUACAACGUCUCCUUCAAGACCAAGCAGAACAAUGUUACGUGGCUGGUGGUGGACAGCAUCGUGGACGUCAUCUUUCUCGUUGAUAUCGUGCUCAAUUUCCAUACAACGUUCGUGGGGCCGGCGGGAGAAGUCAUCUCUGACCCAAAGCUGAUUCGUAUGAACUAUGUCAAAACGUGGUUCGUAAUCGACUUGCUCUCCUGCCUGCCUUAUGACGUCAUCAAUGCCUUUGAGAAUGUUGAUGAGGGUAUCAGCAGUCUCUUCAGCUCCCUCAAAGUGGUCCGACUGCUGCGGCUGGGCCGUGUGGCUCGCAAGCUGGACCACUACAUUGAGUACGGGGCUGCUGUCCUGGUCCUGCUGGUUUGCGUGUUCGGCCUGGCGGCCCACUGGCUGGCCUGCAUCUGGUACAGCAUCGGAGACUACGAGGUCAUCGACGAGGACACCAACAGCGUGCGGGUGGACAGCUGGCUCUACCAGUUGGGGGAGUCUGCGGGGACGCCGUAUCGCUUCAACGCCACCGGCUUGGGAAGGUGGGAAGGCGGGCCCAGCAAGGACUCGGUGUACAUAACGUCCCUUUACUUCACAAUGACCAGCUUGACGAGUAUCGGUUUUGGGAACAUCGCUCCUACCACAGAUGGAGAGAAGAUCUUCGCUGUGGCGAUGAUGAUGAUUGGAUCACUCUUGUAUGCCACUAUUUUUGGUAACGUCACCACCAUCUUCCAGCAGAUGUACGCCAACACCAACCGCUAUCACGAGAUGCUCAACAGUGUCCGUGACUUCCUUAAACUCUACCAGGUGCCCAAGGGCCUCAGUGAACGAGUCAUGGAUUACAUAGUCUCCACUUGGUCCAUGUCCAGAGGCAUAGAUACUGAUAAGGUGCUGCAAAUCUGUCCCAAGGACAUGCGAGCGGAUAUUUGCGUCCACCUCAACAGAAAGGUAUUUAAAGAGCACCCGGCCUUCCGGCUGGCCAGCGAUGGGUGCCUCAGGGCUCUGGCCAUGGAGUUCCAGACGAUCCACAGCGCCCCAGGAGACCUGAUUUACCAUGCUGGUGAAAGUGUAGACAGCCUUUGCUUCGUGGUUUCUGGGUCUUUGGAGGUCAUACAAGAUGACGAGGUGGUGGCCAUUUUAGGAAAAGGGGAUGUGUUUGGGGAUAUAUUCUGGAAAGAGGUGACCCUUGCCCAGGCAUGUGCCAACGUGAGGGCGUUGACCUACUGUGACCUGCACGUCAUCAAACGCGAUGCCCUGCAGAAAGUGCUGGAGUUCUACACAGCCUUCUCAAACCACUUCUCUCGCAACCUGCUGCUGACCUAUAACCUUAGGAAGAGGAUUGUUUUCCGAAAGAUCAGUGAUGUAAAACGCGAAGAAGAGGAGAUGCUCAAGAGGAAGAAUGAGGCCCCACUAAACUUACCCCCAGACCACCCAGUUCGUCGCCUAUUCCAGCGAUUCCGGCAACAAAAAGAGGCUCGUCUGGCUGCUGAGAGGGCCAGCCAAGGGGAAUCUGAUGUGGAAAAAGGUACCAUCAUUCUGGAACAAACAAGGGUACCGGAAGUUUUGGCCUCAACUAGCAUAAUCAUGGUGACAGAAAGCCCUGCCACUCCAACAGCCUCUUCCACAUCUGCAUCCACUUCCUCAAGGACCUCUAGCAGAGUCAUCCUCCAUGCCCCUGCCAUCCAGAAUGGCAAUCUUGUCGGUUGCAAGUCUGCUGAGCCGCCAAAGGCUAAAGGUUGGGGGCGUUUCAAGGAAUCUGUUGUAAAAGCGGAAUCGUGGAGCAGUGUUUCCAAAGCAGAGUCAAUGGAGACACUACCAGAUAGGACUAAGUCCCAUGAUGAGAUGUCCCUCAAGAAAACUGACUCUUGUGACAGUGGCAUCACUAAGAGUGACCUGCGUCUGGACAAUGUGGGCGAUGCCCGUACACCACUGGACAGAAGCCCGGUACAGUCGGAAGCAAAGCAAGUCUUUUGUCCAAUACCUGAACAAACCAUGCAUGCCUCUUUUUUGGAGCUCAAGCAGGAACUUAGAGGAGAUAUUCGAUCUCUAAAUGGCCGAAUGGCUACACUUGAAACCCAGUUGGCCGAAAUGCUUCGAUUGCUCAAAUCAAGAAAGAGUUCUGGUUCUUUUUUUGAAAUAUCUAGACCAGCAUCACCUGAUUCAGAUAAAGAUGACAGCUUCUCGUAAUAUGCAUGUAAAUCCAUGUAAUAUGCAUGUAUUAUCAGUCCAUGGAACUUGUAGCAAGUAAAUGUAUCUAGACAUUUGGCCAUUGUGUCACAUGUUGCACAUUGGUGUGAGAAAAGGGAGAACAUGUGCAUUGUUUUGCAGAUACAGUAAAUUCAAUGAUGCUUUGUGUAGUCAUGAUCCCAUUUCUUAUGAUCACUAGCUGAAAAUGCACAUGUUGCGAUCUGCACUUUGAGGUACAUUUACAAUUCUAUGGGUCUCCUUUUUAAAAGGUUAAAAUAAUACUAUAUAAAAUGGUUACAUUUAAAUGUUUUCAUUUAACAUAUAAUUGAUUUUUAUUUCAACCAUUAUAAAUGAGGUAAAGUAAAGACUUUUAACUGUCAGGCCUGUCCUGUAUAUUCAUAUUAAUGUUACCCUAUUCAAGUGGGCUGCCCUAUUCUAAAGUGGUAAUGCCAAUACAUGAAUCAGUUUUCCUACUUGUUAAAUACAUUCUGUUGGACAUUGUUCACUUUUUUAAUACAAAGGUUUGGAAAUCACUUCGUCAAAGGUCAAGCAGGAAAUUCCUGUGGAUAGUAUGUGGUAUAAAAAAAGUGUAAUUUACAUUUCCGCGUUUAGUGAAGUUGGGCUGUGUGGCUGUUUACAAUCCUUGUAAGGACUCGCAUUACCCUUGUGUUUUUAGAUUGAUUAAAUUAGGCAGCUUUCCAAGAAGCAUCACACCUUGCCUUCAGAACUGGGUGGCAGACGUUUCUUACAUUUGUCAUUUAGCAGACGCUCUUAUCCAGAGCGACUUACCGAGCGACUUCUUACCAUGCUUUCUACAUUGCAGAGUGAGAAAGCCCUGGAAUGAGGUUAAGUUGGUUACAGGAAAUUGCAUCCAAACAUAUUUGAAAUCCAUCUAUGAUAUGAAAGGACAGGCUGAAGAAAAACAUAUUUUAUAUAUGUAUAUUUCAACUGUAUUGGCGGUAAACCUAAACAAUGUAUUCAUGUGAUACCAAAAAUACACAGCUAUAUCCAAGUGUCCAGCGCUUUAAACUGGGUUAGGUACAGUAUGUUGGUUUGGUUUUGUUAUACUUUUCUCAAUCUCAAAUCACUAAUGUUCGUAUGUUUGAUAUUAUAGUAAAAGCAACCUUUGCACAAAACAUUUGUAUCAUACAAAGAUUUGCUUGUUAUUUGCACCAUUGGUCUCUUUUCAGUGAUUAUUCGUUUUUGGAGAACACUUUGGCUUCUCAACUACCUAAGUCAGCAGUUUCAGAAUACUAUCCACCUCAAUAUGUAAAUUCAUAUAAAAAAUAACAUGAAUUUGUCUUCACUUUGAAGCUGUGUGCAUAUAAGUGUGAUAUCAUACUGAUGUAAUAUGCAGUGACAUUUAUAUUGUAUCUUUAUAUUACAAUGUUAAAUGGAUACAAUUAAAUUAUUACUUCAAUGUGGCAUUUCCUGACUAUGCUGUACAAGCAAUCUAAUGUAAAUAUCACACUGUUGCACUUUUUCACUAUAGUCCAUACAUGAGAUGCAUCUGACUUUCCUGGGUUAGAUGUAACAACAUGAAAACAAAUUGGACUUUGUGUUGCUUCAUACACCAGUGCCACACUAUUACAAAAUAUAGAUAAUUUGCUUAAGACUCCAGUAUCUACUGUCCUUUCUAUUUUAAGAUUAUUCUGUUUUUGUGUCCGCCAUGAGGCACGCCAUUGUUUGUAUUUGACCUUAAAAACUGUACUAAUAUUGUGUAUGCACUGACGUGGAAAAAGGAUUUGGAAAAAGAAUGAAAACAAUCUAAACACUUAUAUUAUAUUAUAUAUUACUACAUUCAUUUAUUGCCUGAAAUUUAUAUUUCUGGCAAGCACAGCUAUGUCAUUUGUUAAA